AUGAUUGUGAAAGGUGUGCCAACUUCCAAAUACUAUUUGGAUAAAACAAGGGAUGCCUCGACUUGGACUGGUCCUACAGAACAAUUGGCACAAUACAUUGACAAUUCAUCAAACGCUGCAAUUGUACAGCAAACAGAUGCUAUAAAACAGGGUUGCACUAUGCCAGCUGAUAUGCCAAUGGAGACAGCUCUACUGUUAUCCCCAAGUUCCCAACAGUCCAUUCCUGUUGAAAAUAUGGAUACGCUAUUCUCCAACAUUUCAUCAGUUACAAGAGUAUCGGAAAUGGAUUCAACUCUGAAUGUAUCGGAAUUCAAAGAUCCUAUUUACAGUCCAGAAGAAGAAACAACAGAUAUUGGUGAUCUUACAUUUUUAACCGAGCCCUCACCUGAGGAUUAUGUAUCUGAAAGGAAGUUUUUUGUAUUUGAAACUUCUCUAGAUUUUAUUGAUUAA
Molecule: messenger RNA, 450 nt
Organism: Pelobates cultripes (western spadefoot toad)
Lineage: Eukaryota; Metazoa; Chordata; Amphibia; Anura; Pelobatidae
Source: the annotation of a GenBank genome assembly